Messenger RNA from Heterobilharzia americana, 639 nucleotides. The record is from the annotation of a GenBank genome assembly. NCBI's taxonomy places the organism in Eukaryota, Metazoa, Platyhelminthes, Trematoda, Strigeidida, Schistosomatidae.
AUGUUUGACCCAUACUCAUCUAAUGGAGGGACGGUUAUGGGAAUCGCCGGCAUUGAUUUUGCCUUAAUUGCCUCCGACACUCGUCUUUGUGAUGGGGGUUUCGCCAUUCUUUCAAGGAAUUCUCCUCGGUUAUUUCGAUUGGGCCCUGGGAAUAUCCUUGGGUGUGCCGGAUUCCAUGGAGAUGUAUUAACACUGACUAAGCUCCUAGAAAAUAAGGUCAAAACAUAUCGGUAUGACCAUGGGAAAGAUAUCUCAACGAAAGCAUUGGCUGGCCUUUUAUCUGUAACUCUUUACAACAGACGGUUUUUUCCAUUUUACGUUGGUAAUAUACUGGUUGGACUCGAAGAAGGACGUGGUGUUCUUUAUAGUUACGAUCCAGUCGGAUCAUAUGAACCUGAAGCAUAUCGAGCCUCUGGAAGCUCAUCAGCAAUAUUGCAACCAUUUUUGGAUAGCACAGUGGGGAAUAAAACUUCGAAAUACCACACAUCGCUUCUGGACAAAGAAACAGCCGUUAAACUUGCUCAUGAUAUCUUCAUCAGCGCUGCAGAAAGGGAUAUUCAGUGUGGUGACAGCGUUGUAAUCCAGACUAUUACUAAAGAUGGUGUUAGUGAAGUUUCUUACCCAUUAAGACGUGAUUAA